AUGGCGGACGAGCUGGACGACGGACUGCUGCUGGACGACAACCUCGUCGCCUACUCGGGCGACGAGGCGGGCUCGGAUGCAGAAGGAGACGUAAAAAAAGAAGCCGCUGCUCCCCCGAAGAGCGAUGCGACCGAGGCGAAAAAGCGCAAGCGCAAGGCGGCGCGGCAAAAGAAAGCCGCCGCGUACCGUGACGAAGUGCAGGCCGGACAGUCGGUGGCACAGCAGCCGUCAGACCGCCAGGCCGAUUUCCUCGUUGCGCAGCAGCGCAAGACCUACCCCAAGCUGAGCGCGCUCGAGAUGCAAGAGAUGCAGGUGCCGGCCACGUCGCUCGCCGAGACCUAUGCCUUUACGAAAGAGCGCACCCUCGACCACCUUGCCGAGUUUCUGCGUGAAUAUGCGCUGCGCACACCCGAUGAUCUGCAGAGUGCCAAGCCAUGGAUGACGGAGAAAGGCGCGCCCUAUAUUCUGGUCGUCUCGGGCAACGCACAGCGCGCGGCCGACAUUGCGCGGCCGCUGCGCACGCUCCUCCCCUCUGAUGAUGCACGCCCCGCCAAGCGCCGGAAGGGCGCGAGCGACGACAAAGGCGGCGCGGGCGUCGCCAAGCUCUUUGCGCGCCAUUUCAAGGUCGACGAGCAGGUCGCGCACCUUGCCGAGCACCCUGCGCCGCUUGCCGUCGGCACACCGCACCGCAUCCAGCAGCUGCUGGAGCGCAGCGCGCUGCGCACUGAGCAUCUCGCCGCGGUUGUCGUCGACCACUCGUGGACCGAUGCCAAGAUGCGCACCAUCUUUGACACGCCCGAGACGCACGACGCGCUUGUCGCGCUCCUGAGCGAAGGCGCGCUCCGCGACGCGUUCCGGCGCAAGGAGCCGUGCAAGCUCGUGCUGUACUAA
Molecule: messenger RNA, 891 nt
Organism: Malassezia japonica
Lineage: Eukaryota; Fungi; Basidiomycota; Malasseziomycetes; Malasseziales; Malasseziaceae
Gene: cms1
Product: Protein cms1
Exons: 3
Coding region: 1-891 (296 amino acids)
Cellular component (GO): 90S preribosome; nucleus
Source: RefSeq, a predicted model, not a curated record